Molecule: messenger RNA, 1935 nt
Organism: Dendronephthya gigantea
Lineage: Eukaryota; Metazoa; Cnidaria; Anthozoa; Malacalcyonacea; Nephtheidae
Product: tRNA selenocysteine 1-associated protein 1-like
Exons: 13
Coding region: 155-1117 (320 amino acids)
Molecular function (GO): RNA binding
Source: RefSeq, a predicted model, not a curated record
UAUGGCGGUUUUUGAAGUUACUUUUUGAGGGUAACAUUAUAUAAUAGCGUUCAUAAACCUCGCUGGUUGCAAAACGUAGUUGUACAAAGUUGAUUUGCUUGGAGACAGCGCUUUUUGUUCUGUGAAUCUUCUUCUGUGAAUCUUAUUCUUCAUCAUGUCAACGCUUUGGAUGGGUGACCUUGAUUCCUACAUGGAUGAACAGUUUGUAAAAGCUGCAUUUGCAUCUGCAGGUCACGCAGUUGUUAAUGUUAAAAUCAUAAUAAAUAAAAUUACUGGUGGCCCAGCAGGUUAUUGUUUUGUGGAUUUUCAAAGCACAAAAAAUGCUGAAAAUGCUUUAAAUACAUUGAAUGGAAUACCAAUACCUGGCACCAAUCCAGCUAAAAGAUUUAAACUGAAUUGGGCAUCGUACGGCAAAGAGACCCAACCACAGGGGCCAGAAUUUUCUAUUUUUGUUGGUGAUCUGACACCUGAUGUUGACGACACAAUGCUAUUGACCUUCUUUCGUGAUAGAUACCCUUCAUGCAAAGCUGCUAAAGUUGUGAUUGACUCAUCUGGCAUGUCAAGAGGUUAUGGUUUUGUUCGUUUUACAUCGGAAAAUGAGCAGAAACGUGCAAUGAUUGAGAUGCAGGGAGUGAGAGGCUGUGGUGGGAAAGCAAUACGAGUCAGUGUGGCCACGCCGAAAAAGGUUACCAGCAGCACAUCAAGCAGCAGUAAUAACACAUCAUAUUCAACACCAGGUCAACAAUAUCUUCAACAGUACCAACAAUAUCAACAAUAUUAUGCAGCGUGGCAAGCAUCCUAUCAACAACAAGCUCAGGCUGCCGUUGCGGCUCAAUAUUAUCCAAAUUACAGCCAGUAUACUCAACAAUAUGACCAAUAUCAACAAUACGAACAACCAACACAGAAUCCUGAUGUGGAAAGUAUCGCAAACGAGAAUCAGAAUUAUGAAGAAGAAAGUGCAGAGAACAUAUUGGAAGAUCCAGAUGAAAAACUUGAUAUUGCUGCGGAAAACAAAGGCUUGAUAAAUCGUGAAGAGUCUCUUUUCUUGGAACUGGAAGAGUCAAGAUGGCAGCCGCUGGAUUCUGUUACCGCCGGCCCCAGUACACUAGUGGCAUGAGGGAAGUCUGGUGAUCAAUGGAGAUAAGUGAACUUAUCAAUAGCAUUACUGUUAUCCCAGACUCUGAUGACUUUCAACAUCCGGCUCGAGCUGCAAUUAUUAGGUUCAUCCAAGCCUGGCAGAGAAUGGCAAUGUUUCUCAAACAUUAACGUUUUUCCAUUCGUUUUUCGCCUGGUAUUAUAUUACUGUUAUUAUUUUCCCUUGUGAGUUACAAACGCCAUUAUUCACCGUUUAUUUAACUGUCAAAGUUGAAAAAUUUAAUUAAAGUAUGUCUAUAAAUUUCUAGACAAUAAAAUGCGCGUUUCUUUUCCCUCAAGCGUCGGAUGUCACAAUAGACUUGUUUUGACUUGCAAAACUACAGAAGCCACGUGAAAUAUACGUGUAUUCCGAUGCAGAAAAGCUUUCAGAUUUUAAUUUAUGAUAUUGAGGCUUCUCGUGUUUGUUAUUGAGCAAAUAUUGGCAGACUCAUUAACAUUUCCAUAAGGCGCGAGGAUUAACACGUUUUCUUCAACUCUCUUUGUUGAGAAAAUGAAAGUGUUUUGAACGAGCUUGUUAAAUAUGUUUGAUUUUAAACACAACUUGUGAAGAGAAUGAUGGCAGAGAUUGAAAAGCAAAGAGAUGAACCAUUUACCAAGGUAUGGCUAGAUGCAUGUUUUCAAGACGAAAGACAAUUUUCAUUGUAGUAAAUUUGUUUCGUUCAACCAGAAUUCAUCUUUCCUCAUGCAGGCAAAUUCGUGCAAAUUUAAUAACAUUUUCGAAGUAUCUUUGACCCAAUGUCAUUGAGAAUUUGUUAAACUAUCAUAAUAGUGCUCGUAUCU